AUAUCAAUGGUAACUAGUUUUGUUCCCCCCACCAAAAACCACUGGUUUAGCAUCACUAUUGAAGCCUCCCUCUCUAUAUAUAAGUAACACAACACCUCUCCAUUUGCUUCAUCAAAAAUCUAACUUUCCAGUGCUUGAUUACCACGUUACACUAGUAUCAGUCAGUUAUUUUCUGUCAUCCAAACGAAACUUCAAAAGUAGAGUUGUGAUCAUGUAUAGAAGCAGUGCAAUAUGAGUUCAGCACAGAAAGCUUGGAUUGUGGCAACUAGUGUUGGAGUUGUGGAGGCCUUGAAGGACCAGGGCAUCUGCAGGUGGAACUAUGCUUUAAGAUCAGCUCAGAAACAAGUCAAAAGCCACGUUGGAUCUUUGUCACAGGCAAAGAAGCUUCCCUCUUCUGCUAUGGUUUCUACUUCUUGCGGAUUAAAGGGGCAGAAGCAGUCAGAGGAGUCCUUAAGGACUGUCAUGUACUUAAGCUGUUGGGAUCCCAAUUAGACCACUAAGUAGACAUAAAUUUUUUUUAUUUAAUUUGAAUCCACAAAGAUGAAUGA
Molecule: messenger RNA, 548 nt
Organism: Glycine soja
Lineage: Eukaryota; Viridiplantae; Streptophyta; Magnoliopsida; Fabales; Fabaceae
Exons: 1
Coding region: 232-492 (86 amino acids)
Source: RefSeq, a predicted model, not a curated record